Messenger RNA from Diabrotica balteata, 3718 nucleotides. The record is from the annotation of a GenBank genome assembly. NCBI's taxonomy places the organism in Eukaryota, Metazoa, Arthropoda, Insecta, Coleoptera, Chrysomelidae.
AUUGACAUUGACGGUUAGUAGGAGGCAGGAUAGUCUCAAAUAUAUUUAUCAGUAAUAUGAAUUUGUGAACAAAAAUGAGUGAAUUAUUUAAAUCUGCCUUCGAGUAUUUUAGCGGUCCUACGAACGGGCAGAUUGAAAACAGUUUUGUGGGACAAACUAUAGAAAUAUCCAAUGUUCAACUAAAAAUAAAAAAAGUUAUUGCAGAAGGUGGAUUUGCUGUAGUUUUUGUAGCACAAGAUGUAACAACAGGAAAAGACUAUGCUUUAAAGAGACUGUUAGCAGCUGAUGAAGAAAGCAAGAAUAAUAUUAUAAGAGAAAUAAAUAUAUUAAAGAAAGUAUCUGGUCAUCCAAAUAUAAUUCAAUAUUUAACAGCUUCUUUUAUUGAUAAAUCCCAAACGCAACAUGGCCAAUCAGAAUUUUUAUUGGUAACAGAACUAUGCCCUGGUGGAUCUUUAGUCGAAAUUUUGCAAGCACGUACUUCUGCUUUUGAUGUUGAUUUAAUAACAAGAAUUUUUUACCAAACAUGCAGAGCUGUAGCCCAUAUGCACUCACAAAAUCCUCCCAUUAUCCAUAGAGAUUUGAAAAUUGAAAAUCUUUUAAUUAGUGCAGAAAGUAGUAUAAAAUUAUGUGACUUUGGAUCUGCUACAACUGAAGUGUAUAGGCCUGACAUAUCAUGGACUGCCAACCAACAUGCUGGUCUUGAAGAAAAUAUGGCCAAAUUCACAACACCAAUGUAUAGAGCUCCAGAAAUGGUUGAUACUUGGAACAAUUAUUUUGUUGGUACUCCUGUUGAUACAUGGGCCUUGGGAUGUAUCUUGUAUACCUUGUGUUUUAUGAGACAUCCAUUUGAAGACAGUGCAAAGUUAAGGAUAAUGAAUGCAAAUUACAGUAUUCCUCCAGAUCCUAGGUUCUCUUGCUUUCAUGAAAUAAUUAGAGGAUGUCUGCAAGCCAACCCACAACAAAGAAUCACAGUAUCAGAUAUUCUAGAAAGACUUGCUGCCAUAGCCGAAUCUAACGGUUACGAUCUUAAGGCACCCCUUAUCUUAUCGACUCCACAUCACAAAAGCUCAGAACCUCAAUCACAGUCUACCUUUUACGAUGGACCUUCUAAUAACGCUACGAAGGUGCCACCCUCUAGACCUGCCCCUCCAGCUGCAGCUGUUGAUGCGUCAAGACCGCCUCCACAACAGGCUCCUCCCAGACCGACUCCACCUCCGCAAAGACACGCUCCACCUCAACAACAACAACAGCAGCAGCAGCAACAACAAAGACCCGUGGAAGCUAAACAAUCCGGAUUGUUCUCGUCUAUUAAAGGAGGGGCUGGUAGCUUUUUGAAAAAUCUCAAAGACACUAGUAGUAAAGUGAUGGCGACAGUGCAACAGAGCAUGGCGCGGACUGACUUGGACAUCCACUACAUAAGUUCUAGAAUAAUAGUGAUGCCGUAUCCUUCGGAAGGAUUCGAAUCUACGUACAAAACCAACCACAUCGAGGAUGUUCGACUGUUUUUGGACUCUAGACACCCGAACUUCAAAUAUUCCGUGUAUAAUUUAAGCCGCAAACCUUACCACUCAAAAUUCGGACAAGCCAGAAUCGUAGACUGUUCUUUCGCUUAUCCGGAAACGUUUAGGGCUCCACUUUUGAAUUCCAUGUAUCAAUUGUGCGAGGAUAUUUAUCAGUACUUAGCGGGAGAUAGUAGAAAUGUAGUUGUGAUACAUUGUACGGACGGAAAGGCAACUUCAGCGACACUAGUGUGUGCGUUAUUGAUAUACUCAGGAUUGUUUCAAGUGCCAGAAGACGCUCUUCAAAUGUUCGCCGUAAAACGAUGCCCUCCUAACAUGAGACCAUCUGAACUUAGGUACCUUUAUUACCUGGCUGACAUUGUCCGAAACCCGCCUCUCUAUCCGCAUUAUAACCCCGUAACUUUAGUUUCGAUACAAAUGCAACCUGUUCCGCUUUUUACAAAAAUAAGGGAUGGUUGCAGGCCUUACGUAGAAGUUUAUAGUGAGAAUAGAUGUAUUUUAUCUACUUUACAAGAUUAUGAAAGAAUGAGGCUUUUUAAUAUAGCAGAAGGAAAGUGUUUCCUUCCAAUUAACGCCACUGUUUGUGGAGAUGUAUCUGUAAUAGUAUACCAUGCCAGAAAUAUACUGGGUGGUGUAAUGACGCAGGGCAAAGCAACCGGUAUCAAAAUUUUUCAAAUUCAACUACAUACGGGUUAUAUACCAGAAGAAGACACCUGUAUAAAAUAUAUGAAAUCGGAUUUAGAUGAUUUAGCGGAGGGCCAGGAUCAUUUCCAGGACAGAUUCACGGUGUCACUUAACGUAUUCGUCACGGAUACGGAACGAAAACCUUCACAACCAGCUCCAUGGCAGACUGAUCAAACCAAACGAGUGGUCGAUACGAUGUUCACUUCACAAAUCGAAAAAGACGAAACUGUAGAUAAUUUUGUUAGCACACCGGCCCCCGUGAAUAAACCGGAAAUGCCACCAAAAAGGCCGCCAGAGAGGCCUGUUCGACCACCUCCUCCACCUACCAGUAUUCUUCAAGAUAAUGAGGAUUCCUCUUCAGAUGUAGAACAAGCUCCCCCUCCACCUCCAAAGCCGAGCCAACCAGAACCAUUAAUCGAAGCCGUCGAUCUACUGAAUCUCAAUUCUUCCUCAAGCGCAGAGCCUCCAGCGGCUAAAAUCUCGCCCUCUCCAAGUUCCAACUUUGACCUAUUAAGCCAGCUGGGAGGUGACUCCGGAAACGAAGAUUUUGCUAGUUUUAAUUCGGCUCCAAUCAAUAAACCCAACACGAACGGCAACACCAGCAAUGAAUUCGAUCCGUUCGCGUCGUUAGGUGGCGCUGGCGAUGGCAAUAAUCUUUUAGGUGGAUGGAGCAACUUUACAACUCCGACACCUGCUCCAGCUCAAAACGCGACGCCUCAGAAUCACGCGAAGGAACAAAAACCCACUGAUCCGUUUGCAGAUUUCGGUAAUUUGGGUGGAGGCCUAAACUUCGGAUCCACGGUCCCACCAUCGACAACUCCAACCAGCGGAUCUCAAACCCCUAAUACAGUGCCACCAACGACGCCCCAGCACAUUCCGAGCUCGAAUACGGCCACCCCCAAACACCAGGCUCGGUCACCUUUAGGUGGAGCAGAUUACAACCGUGCACACUUCGACACUUUAAACAAGAACCAGCAACAGCAGCAGCAGCAACAACAAAACGAGCCUAAAGGAAAGGUGAAAAGCGACGACGUGUUCGGAGAUUUGUUGGGUUCUCAGGGGUACAGUUUUACUGGAAAGAAGGAUAAUACUCCGAGAACUAUGAAUGCCAUGAGGAAAGAAGAGAUGGCUACUUAUAUGGAUCCAGAAAAGAUGAAAGUUAUGGAAUGGCAAGAAGGAAAGAAAAAUAAUAUAAGAGCCCUUCUAUGUUCGAUGCACACAAUUCUUUGGGAAGGAGCGAAAUGGAACAAAUGUGAAAUGCACACACUGGUUUCUCCCGCUGAUGUUAAGAAGGCUUAUAGAAAGGCGUGUUUAGCAGUUCAUCCAGAUAAGCAAACCGGCACGGAUAAUGAAAACUUGGCGAAGCUCAUAUUUAUGGAACUGAACAAUGCUUGGAGCGAUUUCGAAAACGACGCUACUCAGCAAAACAUGUUUUCUUAACUAACAUAAUUCCUAGAUAUCUAUCUAAUAUUUUACUAUUUUAAAACAUUCCAGUAACUUAUAAUUUAUUAUUU